Phycodurus eques (leafy seadragon) is the source of this 4705-nucleotide messenger RNA. Its product is annotated as probable ATP-dependent RNA helicase DDX17. Lineage: Eukaryota; Metazoa; Chordata; Actinopteri; Syngnathiformes; Syngnathidae. The transcript has 12 exons. The record is from RefSeq and is a predicted model, not a curated record. The coding region runs from base 230 to 2215 and encodes 661 amino acids. Gene Ontology annotation, biological process: alternative mRNA splicing, via spliceosome. Gene Ontology annotation, cellular component: nucleus; ribonucleoprotein complex; cytoplasm. Gene Ontology annotation, molecular function: ATP binding; RNA binding; RNA helicase activity.
AAUCAAGAGCGUAGGGAUACGUUACGUUUAGCCUGCGUUACGUGACGCGUCAAAACUUAGCGAGACAAAUUUUACUCGUAAUUUUAGUCACAAAGCGUGUUAUUUGUGUGCGGAGUUAGUUUAGCGUGUUUACAGGUAAAAUAAUCGUGCUUCUGUGCUAAAUUACGGCGCAAAAAGACUUGUCGAACAGAUUAACUAGCGAACGCUCUGCGUGGUUUGUUGGGUAACUAUGAGGCGGGGUUCUUCCUAUGACUACAGAGACAGGGACCGUGGACGAGACAGGCCUCGUUCUUGGCCAGUGGGUGGUCGCAGUAAUGGCCCCCCGCCCAUGAAGUUUGGGCAUCUCGGUGACAGUCUCCGCAAGAAAAAGUGGAACCUGGAUGAGCUGCCAAAAUUUGAGAAGAACUUCUACACUGAGCACCCAGAAGUUCAACACUUGACUCAGUAUGAAAUCGAAGAGUUUCGCAGAAAGAAAGAGAUCACCGUCAAAGGGUCUGACUGUCCUAAACCUGUAAUCACUUUUCAACAGGCACAGUUUCCACAAUAUGUGAUGGAUGUGAUAAUGCAACAGAACUUCACAGAGCCCACACCGAUUCAGGCUCAGGGCUUCCCUCUGGCUCUGAGUGGCAAGGAUAUGGUGGGGAUAGCACAAACUGGCUCUGGAAAGACUCUAGCUUAUCUUCUUCCAUCAAUUGUGCACAUUAAUCAUCAGCCCUAUCUGGGGAGAGGAGAUGGACCUAUUUGUUUGGUCCUUGCCCCGACCAGAGAGCUGGCCCAGCAGGUUCAGCAAGUGGCCUCAGACUACGGCAAGUCUUCCAGAAUCAGAAGUACCUGUGUGUAUGGUGGAGCACCCAAAGGACCGCAGCUUCGAGAGCUCGAGAAGGGUGUUGAGAUCUGCAUUGCCACGCCCGGUCGCCUGAUUGACUUCUUAGAGUCAGGAAAGACUAACUUGCGUCGCUGCACAUACCUUGUGCUGGACGAAGCUGACCGCAUGCUGGACAUGGGAUUUGAACCCCAGAUUCGCAAGAUAAUUGAACAAAUCAGGCCUGACAGACAAACCCUUAUGUGGAGUGCAACUUGGCCCAAAGAUGUCCGUCAACUGGCUGAAGACUUUUUGAGGGACUACAUCCAGAUUAAUGUCGGCGCCCUCGAACUCAGUGCCAACCACAACAUCCUGCAAAUUGUUGAUGUCUGCAUGGACAAUGAGAAGGACCACAAACUUGUUCAGCUGAUGGAAGAGAUUAUGGCAGUGAAGGAGAAUAAAACCAUCAUCUUUGUGGAGACCAAGAAACGCUGCGAUGAGCUGACGAGAAGGAUGCGAAGGGAUGGGUGGCCAGCCAUGUGUAUCCAUGGAGACAAGAGCCAGCCAGAAAGAGACUGGGUGCUCACAGGUUGGAGAAACACAUCAUCAGUUAUUGUUAGAGCUUCUGUGGCAGUUGAUGGUGAGUUGUCUCAGAAGUUGUUAUUUUUGACAGAAUUCCGAAGUGGGAAAGCUCCCAUUCUGAUUGCCACAGACGUUGCCUCUCGCGGUCUGGAUGUUGAAGAUAUCAAGUUUGUCAUCAACUUUGACUAUCCGAAUUCUUCGGAAGAUUACGUCCACCGUAUUGGACGUACAGCCCGCAGUACCAACAAGGGCACUGCCUAUACCUUCUUCACUCCUGGGAAUGCACGGCAGGCCCGCGACCUUGUCCGGGUUUUGCAAGAGGCAAAUCAGGCCAUCAACCCCAAACUGCUUCAGAUGGUGGACUCAGGCCACGGAAGAGGAAGCGGCGGCAGAAUGCGUUACCGUGGCAGCAGCUCCAACAAUCCCAAUACGAUGUACCAGGAUGAGUGUCAACGGCGCAUGCGUUCCAGGGAGGGAAGCGGCGGCAGCAGAGACGGCCGCUUCGGCCGCACUGACGACCGCCCCUCAUCCUCCUCAGGCGACCGUUACAGGGAUCAGAGCAGGACCGGCCACAGUUCGGCUCAGCACCAGGACUACAGAGCCGGCCACAACUCUAACCUUAGUGGAGGCCCUGCUAGUGGUGAAGGGAUGGACCAUUCGAGUCAUCUUCAGGGUCAGUUUGCCCAGCCUUAUCCUCCAUCACUGCCGCCAGGGGGGCCACAGCCUCUCAUGUCUCAGCAGUAUGCGCCAUCACAGCCCCCGUUAGUGAGCUUUGUGGGACAACCCCCUUACCAGUUCAACCCUCCUCCUUCCGGCCCUUCUCCCCGCUAGUAGUAGUAGUAGCCAUUCAUCCGUUUUCUUUACAGCAUGUCCUCAUUAGGGUCGCGGGUGAGCUGACAGUGAGCAAGAAGUGGGGUGCACCCUGGACUGGUUGUGACCCAAUCGCAGUAGCAUUGAGACGAGUGGGACUAUUUGUUGUAAGUUUGUAUUGGUCUACUCCAGGACCUCUGUGAAAUCUUUAUUAAAAAAAAAAAAAAAAAAAAAAACACAAAAAAUAAAAAAUUCUAUGCAGUUUCUACCACUUUUAUCGAGAAAAUCUAAACUUCAGUAGGAAUUGGUGUCAUACCAUGUAUGUGCCUGGUCUAGUUCAGCAUUACAUGGUUUUGUUGUCAAUGCACUGGCCUUUGAAAGCCAAUGGCAUAGAUUUAAAAAAAUAUGUUCGUUUCUGAAAGUAGUUUUAAUUACGUGUAGUAUUUUGUAGCAUCUUAACUCUUGGGCAGAUUCUGUGAAUACCCAAUUUUUUCAGUCUCUGCUAAAACAUCAAGGACGAGACCUUCCCCCAUAAUGAUAAAGUGGGGUUUGUAGAUCCAGAGCCCUGCCAGAAUUGAAUUGUCAUUUUGGCAGAUGGGGAUAGUGUGUUGGGUGUGGUGACCAUUGCAUGUAUGCCAUUAAUUACAACAUUCAUGCAUAUGCAGGAUGGGGGUUUCUAUUCAGGACUAUUUAGCCUUGGUGGAGGUUUGCGCCCUGCUCAGUACAAUUCUGCUUAUUAUGAAUUUAGCUGGCGGCACAGUGGACAGCUGGUUAGCACAUCUGCCUCACAAUUCUGAGGACCUGAGUUCAAAUCCAGCCUCACCUGUGUAGAGUCUGCAUGUUUUCCCCGUGCCUGCGUGGGUUUUCUCCGGAUACUCCGGUUUCCUCCCACAUCCCCAAAACAUGCACGGUAGGUUAAUUGAAGACUCUAAAUUGCCCGUACGUGUGAAGGUGAGCGCGACUGGUUGUUUGUUUAUAUGUGCCCUGCGAUUGGCUGGCGACCAGUUCAGGGUAUACCCCGCCUCUCGCCCGAAGAUAGCUGGGAUAGGCUCCAGCACGUCCGCGACUCUCGUGAGGAUAAGCGGUUUUGGAAAAUGGAUGGAUGGAUGAAUUUAGCUGAGUACAUUAAAAGGGGUAAAUAAAAUAAUCACAGCUCACCCUCAGGGAUCAUUUCUAGAAUAGGUUUCUUUUUAAAGAGGGUAUAGACAUAUUUCCAUGUACCGCUUGUUGUAUAAAGUGGAAUUUUUAAGAUCGUUCUCAUUUAAGACCCCCCCAUAAGAAUUUUGGCCUGUGAUAUAGAGUUUACACAUGCAGGCUUACCGUAAUUUCUCAUGUAUAAUGUGCAUUCCCCCCCCCCCCCCCCCCCAAAAAAAAAUUGUCAAGUCAAUAGUGUGCAUUAUAGAUAAGUAUAGGGGAAAAUGAAAAAGCUUUUACAUUUUAUAAAUGUAUGCCGCCAUCUAGAGGUUUUGGAAAAGUGUACACUUUCAUUCCAAUGUCAUUGCCACCUAGAGGUUAUGAAAAAAGUGUAGCCUGCAAUUUCAUUCCAGUAUGACAGAGGUACGUAUGACUGCACAUACUGUAUGUACAGUUGUGCUCAUAAGUUUACAUACCCUGGCAGAAUUUGAGAUUUCUUUUUUUAUUAUAUUUUUUUAAUAUUGCUGAACAACCAUAAUAUCUUUAUGGUUAUGUUUUCUUUUAAUGAUAAUGCUUUUCUGAAAUGCCUGACAGUUUAAUUUGAAUUCCAUUAAAAUAAAAUGUGUUUCGCCUAGCCCUUCAUGUUUUCUUUAAAGAAUUGUACCUUACAAAUUCUGCCUGCACAACUGUGUUUUCUCAUUUACCAAAUAAAAGUAAUCCUGUGAAUUUCAGAAUAAGAGCACGUAAAUAAAAAAAGUAUUACAUAAAGUGCUUAAAUUUAGAAUAAUUAUUUGAAAAAAUACUUCAUUUUGAUCAUAUGGGUAGAAGCAAGAUCAUGCAUUGUAAAAAUGCAUUAUACAUAGGUAGAAGGGUUUUCAACUUUGGGGGUGCGCAUUAUACACGAGAAAUUACGGUAUGUUAUUUUUAAGAGACUUGAACAUUCCAUUAUGUUCUAACGAAGUUAGCACACGACUUAUUCACACAUUACCAUUUUUUGUUUUUAUAAUGUCCUGUGCAGGCGUAUAUACUAUGGAGGGUGUUUGGGUUUUGUUUUGUCUAACUCAGCGACUCAGACUGUGUUGUGUAGUUAUCAUGGACUGUCCAUCUUGCAUGUACUUUGUCUUUCAUCAGUGCAUUCCACUUAGUCUAUUUGUAGAAAUCAUCAUUUGUAAAAUAUGAUGAUUUGACAAGCUCUGCACACAUUGUGUGUUUUCACUCUUUAGGGAUAACUGGAAUUCUGCUCUUGUUGGGCCUCACAAUAGUAGGACUGUUUGGGUUUGGGACAAUGUCCAGGUGAGGUCAGUAUAUCUGCCUGUGAAAUGUUUGGAUGACAAAUUUGAUGUACAAUUGUUUAUUAAAAAAAAAAGUGCUUAUGCA